Nothoprocta perdicaria is the source of this 379-nucleotide messenger RNA. It is a transcript of the gene UBE2C, whose product is annotated as ubiquitin conjugating enzyme E2 C. Bases 1 to 348 code for a protein of 115 amino acids. NCBI's taxonomy places the organism in Eukaryota, Metazoa, Chordata, Aves, Tinamiformes, Tinamidae. The record is from RefSeq and is a predicted model, not a curated record. The transcript has 4 exons.
AUGGCGUCGCAGAACGCGGACCCGGCCGCCGCCUACGAGGAGCUGCGCUACAAGCUGUCCCUGGAGUUCCCCAGCGGGUACCCGUACGCGGCGCCCACCGUGCGCUUCCUCACGCCCUGCUACCACCCCAACGUGGACGCGCAGGGCAACAUCUGCCUCGACAUCCUCAAGGACAAGUGGUCGGCGCUCUACGACGUGCGCACCAUCCUGCUCUCCAUCCAGAGCCUGCUGGCAGAGCCCAACGUGGAGAGCCCCCUGAACACGCACGCGGCCGAGCUCUGGAAGAACCCGGCAGCCUUCAGGAAGCACCUGCGGGAGACGUACGCCAAGCAGGCCCAGGAGACCUGACCCGCGCCCCGCACGCCCCCUGCCACAGGAU